Molecule: messenger RNA, 1209 nt
Organism: Drosophila hydei
Lineage: Eukaryota; Metazoa; Arthropoda; Insecta; Diptera; Drosophilidae
Product: omega-amidase NIT2-like
Exons: 2
Coding region: 307-1146 (279 amino acids)
Biological process (GO): oxaloacetate metabolic process; L-glutamine metabolic process
Cellular component (GO): mitochondrion
Molecular function (GO): omega-amidase activity
Source: RefSeq, a predicted model, not a curated record
GUGUCUGUAAUGUAGAGUUCCUCUUAGCUGUAUUUUUGAUUGUGUCUGAAAGCUGAGCUGUUGUUAAGUGUUGAUGUAUGUAUAUCGAUUGUAUGAUGUUAUGGAGACUGAUCGUGCUCUGCCUCCCUGUUCUCUUAAUGCUGAUUCAGGUCAGACGGAAGUUCUUUUUGGCGAUUAUAUAAAGCUAAGAUAACACCAGCCAUUAGCAAUGCCGCUAAAUUGUAGUGUUUUACAAUGCGUGUAUAUGCUUAUAGGCCACGUGCAAACACAAUAUAACAUAAUGUAUAGUUACGUUGCGCAGAGACCAUGAGGAAGGUCUCAAAUAUUAUGCGUCUUGCUUUAUUGCAGUUGAGCUUAUCGAGAGACAAAGCAGCCAAUGUACUCAACGCCAUAAGCAAAAUUGAAAUGGCUGUUGAAGAGCAUAAUCCACGUCUCAUUACAUUGCCCGAGUGCUUUAAUUGUCCGUGCCAUCGAAAGUAUGCGGAACAUAUUCCAGAUGGGUAUACCAGCCAACAGCUGUCCAAGGCAGCGUUAGAUAAUCAGAUCUAUCUCAUUGGUGGCACGAUUCCGGAACUGGGCGACAAUAAUGCCAUAUACAAUACAUGCACCGUAUGGGGUCCAAAUGGCGAGUUGUUGGCCAAGCACCGCAAAAUGCAUCUCUUCGAUAUUGAUAUAAAAGGCGGCAUUCGCUUUAUGGAGUCGGAGAUGAUGUCGGCAGGCAACGAUUUCACCAUUAUCAAUGUUGAUGGCCAUAAGAUUGGUAUUGGUAUUUGCUAUGACAUUCGCUUUGAGGAAAUGGCACGCCUCUAUCGUAACAAUGGCUGUGAGAUGAUUAUAUAUCCGGCUGCAUUUAAUAUGACAACAGGUCCUUUGCAUUGGGAACUCUUGCAACGAGCGCGAGCUAACGAUAAUCAACUCUUUGUGGUAACAGCAUCUCUGGCAAGGGACCACUCUGCCGAGUACGUUUCGUACGGGCACUCCAUGAUUGUGGACCCAUGGGCUAAAGUCCAGAAGACUGCUGACGAACACGAGCAAAUUCUAGUUGAUGAUAUUGACUUUUCGCUGGUUGAACAAGUGCGUCAACAAAUUCCCGUAUUCAGCCAGCGGCGUCUUGAUCUUUAUAGCACCGAAAAGAAAUCCAAGUGAUUUUUUAUUGCAUUUACCGUGCUACGUCUAUUAUAUAAAAAAUUGCAUGUUUUUCUAAAAUCA